Molecule: messenger RNA, 1509 nt
Organism: Penicillium longicatenatum
Lineage: Eukaryota; Fungi; Ascomycota; Eurotiomycetes; Eurotiales; Aspergillaceae
Exons: 8
Coding region: 1-1509 (502 amino acids)
Biological process (GO): carbohydrate metabolic process
Molecular function (GO): hydrolase activity, hydrolyzing O-glycosyl compounds
Source: RefSeq, a predicted model, not a curated record
AUGGUAAGCAUAAAAUCGCUGACCUCAGUCCUCGCCAUUGGUGCUUGUGCCUCCGCAAAAUGGAUCGUUCCCGGAGCAAGAUGGGUUGAUACCGAUGGCAAUAUAUUCAACGCCCAUGCAGGUGGACUUUGCAUUGACCAAGAGAGCGGUCGCUUCUACUGGUUUGGUGAAUACAAGGUAGAGGGACACGUUGAGGGUGGCGGAAUUUCCGUUUAUAGUUCCGAUGAUCUCGCGACUUGGACCUCGCAUGGAUUGGCUCUAGAGCCAAUCGAGAACCACACCUACAUAUCACCACAUAAUCGUAUUCAGAGGCCGAAGGUCAUCUUCAGCGUGGAAACUGGGCAGUAUCAUAUGUGGUGGCACGCCGACGACAACCUCUACUCGUGGCUGCUACAGGGCCUCGCAACCUCGGAUAACAUAGCAGGGCCCUACACGUUUGUUUCCGCGACAUCCCCGCUGGGAAACUGGUCGCAAGACUUUGGGGCGUUUACCGACUACAAGACCGGCAACUCGUACGCGCUCUAUUCUAAUGGUGAUAGCGUCGAGGGUCGUGAUGUUUAUCUUAGCAAGUUCAACAAAGACCUUACCGCUGUUGAGAAAAUCACAUACCGUUUCCCCAAGUAUGACUUUGAGGCGCCAACGGUUUUGCAGACGGAGAAGGGCUAUUAUGCGCUCAUGAGCCACAAGACCGGGUACCGGCCUAAUAAUGUCGUGGCAAUGCGGGCCGAUCAGCUCGAUGGACCCUGGUCCCAGCCGUUUUUCGUCUCACCAGCAUAUACUCGGACGUUCAGUACACAGUCUGGAUUUUCCUGGAGAAUCCAAGGGACGAAGCAGACAACCUAUCUGUAUAUGGCAGAUCAAUGGGACAUGAAUUCCCUUUGGGAAAGCCGCAACGUGUGGCUCCCGAUUAGGAUUGACGAGCUGAAUGGAAGCCUUGAGGUCGUCUGGCAUGAUAUUUACGAUCUGGAUGUCAAAUCCGGCGAAUGGAAGCCGAUCGCGGGCAAGGCAUAUAUCUCCAAGGAAGCAAAGCUCGCCGGUGACGCAUACCUUCAGGAAGCGAGCUUUGCUAGUGGCAACCGCAUCGCAACGGGCAUUUACGGCAACGACAGCACAGUCACGUUUACGGUACAAGGCCAAGGAACAGAACAAUGGGUUUCAUUCUACCACCAAAACACGGAUGAUAUGGGCUUCGGCGACCAGCCAAUGGGCCAACCGGACCGAAUCAACGGUACCUGGCAGCUGCGCCGGAUUAGCAGCGUCGUCGUAAAUGGCGACACGGAGAAUGUGCACACGCUGUACCAGAAGGAUACACACAAGGGAAUUAUUCUUUCGACGCCCCUCUUGCUACCGUUGAAGAAGGGUGCCAAUACGAUUACCGUUGGUGGACUGUACAACGGGUUCGACUACAAGGGUGCUGACUUGGAUCGUAUUGUGGUUUAUCCUCCUGAAAAGCGGGAGCAAGAAAAGCGGAAGCAAAUGGAGCGGAGAUGGUUUGAUUGGUUGCUUUAG